Lasiosphaeria miniovina is the source of this 1731-nucleotide messenger RNA. RefSeq lists its product as uncharacterized. Lineage: Eukaryota; Fungi; Ascomycota; Sordariomycetes; Sordariales; Lasiosphaeriaceae. The transcript is spliced from 2 exons. Bases 1 to 1731 code for a protein of 576 amino acids. The record is from RefSeq and is a predicted model, not a curated record.
AUGUCAGCAGAUACAGUGUCGUCGCUGUUCCCGGACCGACCUAUACGGCCCUUGCCGAAACGGCGGUUGCGGGAGCGUUUAUCUCAAGAGGUUGCCGAUUCGAUUCGGUACCCCCUUGCCCCGCAAAGCGUUGCUCCAUUGUUUCCAUAUCCCUAUCCGCUACGAGAGGAGGAGCAGACUCCAAGCUCUGGACAUGCCCGUGGGGGGCCUUCGGAGCUUGAACCAGGCCAGGCGAGGAGAAAUGGCCCGGGUGCCGAGAGUGACGACGAGGAUGCUGCGCUUAAGCGAGGUGUGGCCACUCGAUCGGGCGCUGAUCCAUCUGGCCGUCCCGGACUUCUGCCGCCAAAGUCGGAGCAGCAAGGAAGACAUGCAAACUCCCACCUCCCUCUCUCAGCAACGUCCUCGGUUGACGGGUACGAUUCCUUUGAGAACACAAACAAUAAGAAGAAAAGGAAAAUCCCAACGGCUCAGGAUUCUGCUCUAAUUGGAAUCCAUAUCAUCAAUGAUCUUAACUCUGGGGCUGCCUCUCUUGCUGCCGCUGCUCAAUCUGCAGAAAGCCACGCACUCUCGUUGCCCCCCUCCCCGACUCCAUACUAUGGCUCCGGAAACUUCGCUUCGGGGACGCAGAAUGUCGCUGGACCUGGAAGAGGGAGAUACGGCCGGCCUAGGAGCGGCAGGAGCCCUCUCAGACCGUUGUCUGACUCAACCAAUAACUGGGCUGGGAGAAACGGUAAGCUGCGCCCCAAUCAAUGGGCUUCUGGCUCGAGUGAGAAUACCGGUAUCAUAUCCACAGCCAUUGCUAACUCCGAGAAACUUGCCCCGCGCCAAGGCCAAGAAAACAUUAGUCUCUUGCACCAGCAGUUGGUCACCAAGCGCAGCCCUGCAUCAGCACAGUUCACAUUCACGUGCGACUCGCAAGUGCCUGGUACAUUGGCAUGGCCUGGCCCCGACUUCAGAAUAGCACCACAGGCACAUCAGCCAUCUGCAGCUCGACAAGUGAAAGAGAACUGGUCGCGCACGCCCCAAUCCUCGCAGGGUGGUCAUGCAGCUUCAGCAAUGCCUCCAGCUGCCGACAUGGCACCUAAAGAAGCAGCCUCGAAAGGUGGCGAUGGUGGCCAACACCAGACGGUGCCCACGCAAAAACGCACGCGGAGAAGUCUAGCAAAAGAAUGCAACUCUGCGGCAAAGGCUCGUCGGCAGCAAGCCCAGUUGUACAACAAGCGCCAUCCGCCUAAGCCUGAGGAAAUUUGGAUCUGCCAUUUCUGCGAGUACGAGUCGAUUUUUGGACACCCUCCCGAGGCUUUGGUGCGGCAGUACGAGAUCAAAGACCGCAAGCAACGGCAGUUGGAACAACAGCGGAGGGCUCAAUGGGAACGAAUGAAGAAAGGAAAGCACAAGGGCAAGAAGAAUGGCAAGCCUCCGGCCAAGAACAACAGCGCGGCACAGGAUCCCAACCAGCCUGCCGGCCACGGUACCGCCAUGAACGGCAAUUACAGCCAGGGCACCCAGAGCGAGGAGUAUUACGACGAGGAAGAAUACGAAGAUGAGGAGUAUGACCCCGUCGAAGAGUUACCUCCUGAAGGGGGAAUGGACCCUUUGGGUCGACACGACCAUCUCCCACCUCACACGUGCUGUAAUUCAGCCAGCCAUAUCCACUCAAGCUAUCAUUCGGAGACGCAUCAUUUUUCCGUGGGCGGUAGGAGCUCCGGCCACGGCGGCGGUGCUACUUAG